This is a messenger RNA of Lasiodiplodia theobromae, 1710 nucleotides long. Its product is annotated as Precorrin 3B synthase CobZ. Lineage: Eukaryota; Fungi; Ascomycota; Dothideomycetes; Botryosphaeriales; Botryosphaeriaceae. The record is from RefSeq and is a predicted model, not a curated record. The transcript has 2 exons. Bases 1 to 1710 code for a protein of 569 amino acids.
AUGAUGUCGUUACCAGAUCGCUGCACCGUCCUCGUCAUCGGCAGCGGCAACGCCGGUCUCAGUGCUGCCAUCUCGGCCGCCCAGAAUGGUGCCGAAUCUGUGCUUCUCGUGGAUAAAUGUCCCCCCGACUGGGCCGGCGGCAACACCUACUUCACAGCUGGCGCCUACCGCACCACGCACGCCGGCCUCCCCACGCUCCUCCCACUUGUCAACAACGCACCACCCGACGCCUCCCUCACCAACAUCUCCAUCGACCCCUACCCCGUCUCCGCCUUCGCCGCCGACCUGCACCGCGUCACGGACGGCCGCAGCUCCCCCGAACUCGGAUCAAUCCUAGUCCAGGACUCUCUUCCCGCAGUGCAAUGGCUCAAGUCCCUCGGCGUCCGCUUCCAGCUCUCCUUCCACCGGCAAGCGUACCAAGAGGACGUCCCAACCCUAGCCCCCUCGUCGUCCUCCCCCUCCCCUCCCUCCCCGACAGCGAGGUCGCAGCCACCGCCGCCGCCAGCUCGCCGCUGGCGCUUCUGGGGCAACCUCGCCCUCGCCACGCAAGACGGCGGCAAAGGCCUCGUCGCCGACCUGCUCUCCGCCGCAGCCGCACAUCAGAACAUCCGCAUCGCGUGGUCGACGCCACUGGUCCGCCUGCUUACUGCUCCUGCUCCCACCUCCACCACCUCACCCAACGACGACCCGGGCAAAGUCGUCGUCGUCGGCGCCGUCCUCCGCAACCCCACCGACGGGAAAGAAACCCCCGUCCACGCAACCGGCGGCGUCGUCCUCGCAGCCGGCGGCUUCGAAGCGAGCGCCGCGCUGCGCACACAGCACCUCGGCCCCUCCUGGGGUACGCACGCGCUGGUGCGCGGGACGCCGUUCAACACGGGCGACGCGCUCUGCGCCGCCCUCAACCCCUCCGUCGGCGCGGCAGCCGCAGGCGACUGGGCCGGGUGCCAUGCCGUAGCCUGGGACGCGAAUGCCCCGCGCGACGGCGGGGAUAGGGGGCUGACGAACGAGUUUACGAAGAGCGGGUAUCCGCUCGGGAUAAUGGUGAAUGUUGAUGGGGAGAGGUUUGUGGACGAGGGGGUGGAUUUUCGGAAUUAUACGUAUGCGCGGUUUGGGAAGGCGGUGUUGGGGCAGAGGGGGGGCGUGGCGUUUCAGGUUUGGGAUCGGGUCGGGGCGGGGAUGUUGAGGGGGGAGGAGUAUAGGGGGGAGGUGGUGGAGAGGAUUGAGGCGGGGAGUGUGGAGGAGUUGGCGGCGAGGUGUGCGGAGAGGGGGUUGCGGAGGCCGGAGGGGUUGGUGGAGACGGUGAGGAGGUUCAAUGAGGCGGUGAGGAGGCAGAGGGAGAGGGAGCCUGAGAGGGUGUUCAAUCCGGCGGUUAAGGAUGGCGUUGCGACGGAGCCCGGGAUGCUGGAGCCGCCGAAGUCGAAUUGGGCGCUGCCGAUUGUGGAGCCGCCGUUCCUCGCGGUUAAGGUUGGAUGUGGGAUUACGUUUACUUUUGGGGGGUUGGCGGUCGAGCCGGAGACGGCGGCUGUUCUGUCGAAAGCUACGAGGAAGCCGAUAGAUGGCUUGUAUGCUGUUGGUGAGAUGUUGGGGGGUCUUUACUACGGUAACUACCCCGGUGGUAGCGGGUUGACUGCAGGGACCGUCUGGGGAAGGAGAGCUGGAAAGGAUGCAGCGAGGAGAGCACAAGAAAAGAAGGGCAAUGCGCACCUGUGA